This is a messenger RNA of Parnassius mnemosyne (clouded apollo), 2562 nucleotides long. NCBI's taxonomy places the organism in Eukaryota, Metazoa, Arthropoda, Insecta, Lepidoptera, Papilionidae. The record is from the annotation of a GenBank genome assembly.
AUGGGUGCAAUUCCAGUAAAGCUGAUGUCGGACGGAUGGCACGCUAAUCGGAACGCAACCGGUGUGACGUCAUGGAUCGGCGGUAUGUCUAUAACUCAAGACGGCAACCUUAUCACACCGGAUAAAAUCAUGACACAUGUUCACCGGUACGCAAGUCCGCACUACCACCCUCAUGGACUCCAUGACCAUCGCUGGAAUCAUGAGCCCGGGGGGAGUGAAGACCCUCUCUAUGCUACCAAGACUGUCUACGGGCCCGGAUACAUUGAUGAAAACCAGCGGAUUGGCAAAGAGAACGGUAAAUCAGGUGAUGAGAAGGUGGCUCUUCAGUCUACAUGUCACGUUGCUUUGGACACCUGUAUCAAGGACACUGAAUGCGUGGCGUCUCUAACUCCGGUCCUUCAGAAGUGCCAUUCCACCGACUGCGACAGGGAAGGUUGCAUGGCUGCUCUACGAGGUUUCUACAGAAAACCGAACGUGAACUGGAAUACGGAAAUUGCUUUCUGCCUAUGCAAGAAAACUGACAACAGGGAAGACUCUUGUAUGAACGCGCAAGAACGCUUACAUCCUUCUUGCGCACAGCGACCUCCCCUCGGAUCACCGCUUCCUGCCUGCCAUACUCUGGCACAUGCCUGUAGAGAAGACCCAGAAUGCAGGAUUCGCCUUGAGAACUACGAGCAAUGGUGCGCGGUAGACGCUGUAACCCAGGGUUGUGCCGGCUCCCCGGCAGCUUGCCGCGCUGCGGUGGUAGCUGUUCUAGGAACUCAGCUGCGUGCUGCUUGCGCAUGUCGUGGGACUGAUUUCGCCCAACUCUAUGACUGUCUUGGCUGGCAGAGACUGCUUUGGCUGAACCCUUGCGUCGUGGAAUCACAGCACGACUACCACGUGAAGACGUACGGGUCCCUCCUCACAACCACGCCUUUCGACAACGGAGUCCGUUACAUCACCGUCCCACCGGAACCAGCAAUUCAUCACCGCACAACCACUCAUCACCAUCGGCAUACCACUCAACAUGGCGCUUCGCAAGUCGAACAGGAAAACCACGAAGUUCUAAGCCCCAUCACAACACUGUCGGAGCAAACCGUUGGACCGAAUGAAGUGGGGCAGAUAUCUGAACCUAUAGUGGAAACGACGCCAGAAACUACAACGGUUGCUACGACAACGACAACUGUGACUACAACGACGACCACUACGACUACAACCACCACCACUCCAAGACCCACUACGACUCUUGAACCAACAAAGUAUUGCAUUGUGAAGAAACCUGAGAGUGAUGAUGAAGCUCAGUAUAUCAAGAUGGGGGAGACUAGGAGACUAUACCGAUCAGCGGAGCUCGCGGAAUGCACAGACCUGUGUGUGUGCGAAACAUCCCUUCAAGUAUCGUGCAAAGUCGCGUGUGUACCUCGCGCCCCGUGCUCUUCGCGUUUGGCGCAUUACUCCCAUGCUGCACCAGCAUACCAAGCUUACAGAGGGAGAUGCUAUUGUUAUUCGGGGUCUUUUAUCUGCAUGAGGCCUAAUCCGGGCGAGUACAAGCUGCCCGAGGGUGUGUACCUGCUGCUGGGAUUCAGUGCGGUGGACGAGGCGCUGCUGCGGCCGCACACGGGGCUGGGCGCCGAGGAUGCCGUGCGCCUGCUGCAGCACUACCUGCGGCACCUGCGUCCUGAAGACACAAACUGCACGCUGACUUUGUUCAACAUUAGCAACGAAAACGUCAUUAUCUCUGCCAGUAUUCCACCACGACAACAAGAGAUUCUCAAGGAAUCUGGUGAAGAGCUGCUGGAUAAGGAGAAAGAAGCGUGCAUUGACGUGUUGAAAAUCGUUAAGUCCCGCAUCAACUCUCAACACGAAGACAUCUCCUCUCACCUUCUGCUUUCUAUCUUCAAGAUCGCCGAAGUUGACGUGGUAUAUCCAACACCGCCUAGUUCCGCUGAUAUCGCUCACCGACCUAAUAGAAAUAUCUAUAUUUUCAUAGUCCUUGUCGUUCUUAUUCAUAAUAUCAAACAAUGCAUCUCAUUCUUUCUUACUAUCACUUUCCUCAAUGAUAUAGUCAAUUAUUUUACAACUUUACUUAAUAAGUCAUUCACUGAUGAUUCAAAUCAUUCAGCAAUCGUCGUUCCUUUUCCCAAAAAGAGUUAUAUUUUCGAAUUCGAAAAUGAAAUCGACUUCGUAUCUGUUUUGGGACACCUCGAAGAAUUUAUCGACACUAAACCAGUAGUUAAUGUAAAUUAUGAUAAAAUGCACAAUGCACUCGCUUUAGAUGACGCACGUAUAAGUGAAAUCACUAAGAAAAAUAUAGUUGAUGUAAAAAAUAUAUUUGUAAAUAAUUAUAAUGAAACGAAACAUAUCAUGAAAGCUGUGAGUAUUACAAUAUGUAGUAAUUUUAAUAUACUUGUUGCCGAUGCAAUUAUACUGAAAUAUUUUUCUAGAAAUGUGUAUUAUGAAAUUGAAUGUACUAUUAAUGAUUCUAAGAUGCUUUUUGGGGAAUUUCAUAUUGGAAACAUCACGUCCUCGUCUUAUGGAGUUGUAAAAUUCGAUAGUUUAGGACUGACUCUAUUAGUAGUAUGA